Molecule: messenger RNA, 2611 nt
Organism: Drosophila willistoni
Lineage: Eukaryota; Metazoa; Arthropoda; Insecta; Diptera; Drosophilidae
Product: scoloptoxin SSD14
Exons: 7
Coding region: 306-2363 (685 amino acids)
Biological process (GO): glutathione catabolic process
Cellular component (GO): plasma membrane
Molecular function (GO): glutathione gamma-glutamate hydrolase
Source: RefSeq, a predicted model, not a curated record
GACCAACAGACGCAGACGACGCCGCAGACAAGACACGCGACUAAAUCAAAAUUCGAAAAAAACAAAACGUUUAAAACAUAGCCCAACAAAAAUUCUUCUAAAAAAAUUGUCUAUACCUCACACAAUAAUCAUCAAUAUAGAUACAUACAUAUACAUACAUAAAAUAUCAAGAAUAUAGUAUAUAUACCUAUAUCUGAUCUAUAACGAUCUAAAUUACGGUUGUGCAAAAAAAAAACGCGCGCGUAAAUAAUAUUCAGAGCAAAAAAUAAAAAAGAACUGGCGGAGGAGCAUCAGAUGCUCACAAGAUGGUCCACCAUAAUAAUGAAGAUGCCAUGAAUAAAAUUCCACUCAAAUCCGCCAGCGGUUUGGAUGAUGAAGAGAAAAAUGGCGGUGAACUGAUGCAGGAUACGGCAGCCGUCGAAGAGGCGCGUCGUGAACAAAUGCGUGCCAACAUGUUGGCCUGGAUGAAGAAACUCACAAUUGUAUUGAUCUGCUUUAUUGGCAUUGCCUUGAUCAGCUAUGUUAUUAUCAGUCUCUGUUUUAGCGAUGAGCAACAGGAUGCCGAGGACAGCAGCAGCAGCAGCAGCAGCAGCAACAACAUGGACAAUCUGAGAAUGGAUGGUACCACCUCAGCCUCUGGUCUCUUGGCACCAAAUGUGGCAGCCUCCACAUUACCCACAUCAGCGCCUGGUCUAGAUACAUCGUUCGAUGCUCGCUACAAUGCCAAUGUGACAUUUCAAUCAAAAUUGGGUGUCUAUCAGAAUGCAGCCGUUUGUACUGACAGAGUGGAAUGCAGUCAAAUAGCCAGUGACAUUCUCAGUCGCAAUGGCAGCGCCGUGGAUGCAGCAAUUGCUGCCCUACUUUGCAAUGGCUUGAUCAUGCCCCAGAGCAUGGGAAUUGGCGGUGGCAACCUGAUGAAUGUGUACAAGCGUAAGAAUCGUCAUGCCUAUUCGAUAGAUGCCCGCGAGGUGGCUCCAUAUGCGGCUGAAGAGGAUAUGUUCAGUGCAAAUCCAAAUGCCUCAUUGUAUGGACCCUUGAGUAUUGCAGUGCCUGGUGAAUUGAUGGGCUAUCAUGAGGCGCACAAAAGAUUUGGUCAAUUGCCAUGGAGUGAAUUGGUGGCACCUUCAUUGAAACUAUGCGAGACAGGCUAUCAAAUAACCACUCAUAUGCAUGACAGUUUAAAACGAAUGUACUUGACAAUCAAGGACAAAUUUGGGUUUGAACAUUACUUCAAUAAGGAUACUGGAUCGCUCCACAAGCCUGGUACAUUGAUAAAGCCACUGAAAGAACGUUGUGCCUCAUAUCAAUUGAUUGCCGACAAUGGUCCCUUGGACUUUUACAAUGGAACUUUGGCCAGCCUGCUAUUGGAGGAUCUCAAAGAAAUGGGCAGCCUGGUGAAGGCUGGUGAUCUGCAAAACUAUGAAGCCGAUGUGGUUAACUCAAUAACAAUGGAUCUGGGCGAGAAUACACUCUAUGUGAUGCCGCCAGUUAGCAGUGGAUCGUUAGUGGCUCACGCUUUGAGCAUACUCCAGGGAUAUAAUUUCACCAAAGCCGAUCUAGCUGACGAUGAGUCCAAAGCCCGGACAUACCAUCGCAUUGCAGAGGCCAUGAAAUUCGCCUUUGCCCGACGCGGGGAAUUGGGUGAUCUGCGGGCAAAUGAUGUGCGCGAACUGAUUAGUCAGCUAAACAGUGUUGAAUUCGGGGCCGAGCAUCGAGCCAUGAUUAAUGACAGCUCAGUGCUGGAUGGGCCACAGGAAUAUGGAGCACAAUUCGCCAGUAACGAUGAAAGUCACGGCACUAGCCAUAUGUCAAUAGUUGCCCCCAAUGGCGAUGCCGUUUCUGUCACUAGCUCAGUGAACUUGUAUUUUGGUGCCAAUUUAGUUGGUCCUCGCACUGGUAUCAUUCUAAACAGUGGCAUGAAUGAUUUCUCCGUCGAGAGCAACUAUUUUGGAGUACCUCAGUCGCAGGCAAAUGUUAUUGGCCCCUAUAAGAGAGCCAUGUCCUCAAUGUCACCAGUUCUAUUGGCUGACAAGGAGGGCGAUAUACGUCUAGUCGUUGGAUCAGCCGGUGGAACUCGCAUUGUGGAUGCCAUUGUCCUGGUGAUCGCACGUGUCCUUUGGUUCGGUGAAGAUCUAAAGACAGCGAUAGAUGCGCCUCGUUUCCAUCAUCAAUUGUUUCCAGAUGUCUUUGAAUAUCAGCCAGAUGGUUUCUCCGAUGCAGUGCUCCAGUUGAUUGCGAAACGGGGGCAUGUGUUGAAGAAAUCGGCACCAGUUACAUCCGUGGUAUGUGCCAUAGAGAAAAAUGCAACAGGGAUUUAUGCCAAUGCCGAUUAUCGUAAACGUGGCGAAGUUGCGGGCUUUUAGAGGCACUUACACACACACCAAACUCACACACAUACAUAUUCACACUAACACACAAACACAAAACACAUACACAUACAUCAUCGUCAAGUGAGAUUAGAAAAGAAGAAGCAGGAGUUAAAACCGCUAACAUCAAGUGCAAGUGAAAGUAUUUAAGCUAGCUAAGUAUUUCUUUUUUUACACAUUAUGUAUAUCGUACGUUAUAUAAAUUUAUAUUGCUACCUACUACAUACAUACGUCUGUACUACUAU